Hydatigera taeniaeformis is the source of this 1395-nucleotide messenger RNA. NCBI's taxonomy places the organism in Eukaryota, Metazoa, Platyhelminthes, Cestoda, Cyclophyllidea, Taeniidae. The record is from the annotation of a GenBank genome assembly.
AUGAUGAUGAGCGAAAUCGACCCCAAGGUUAUAAAGAAGACACAGGAUGCCCUUGGAAAGUUAAUCAAAAGACCGCCACUCACGGAUAAAUUGCUUUCAAGACCUCCUUUUCGAUUCAUUCAUGAUAUAUGUUCGUCACUUAUUCUCUCCACGGGAAUUAUGAAGGGUCUCUUCACUGCGGAGGAAUUAAAUGCCGAUUGCAUUAAAGACAAGGAAGCUAAAUCUACCUUUUUGAAGAAAGUCGUUGACUAUGCCACGGCAGCUCAUAAUCACUCUCUGGACAUUAAAGUGAGUAGCAUCAUUGCAGGAAAGGAAGCAGAGCGCACAAACCUUCUUCUUCAACUUCUUGCGAGUGCUGCCGCGAAGGGCCCAUCGGACACGUGUUCCGAUGUGAUCAAAGAUGUCGCAUUUAAGUCUGGCGACGAGGUUCAAAUCCAACCACCGACUCAGCUGUUCGGACCGUGCAACAAGGCACCGGAGGUUUCUAUGGAUCCACAGUCCACACCAAAUACAAUAGAGGGAUUUGCAGCUAUUUCACCUCAAUCGCGAACCAGUCGACCACCUUCAGCAAAGGGUCUUAAAAAACCCAUUACCGCAGUCAUUGGUAAACCUAACUUUAGCAUUUUCUCAUCAAGGCCCUCUCCGGGACAGGUUCCUACGAUGGCGCCUACUCCGGAUACACCAGCAUUUGCUGAGUUUCCUAAGGAGGACUUGCAAGAAUCGAUGGAACCUGUAAGAGCGAAUGCAUUUCCAUCGUCAUCAGUGACUGGAAUCAUGGUAGAAAAUGAGAUCCUUUCAGAAGAUGAAGCCGAGGAUGAUACACGGAGAGGCGGGGAGGAGGAGGAAAACGUGUCAGGGGUUCGUCUGGCACACGUUAGUGGGGGUGAGGGCGAUUUCAGUGAGGUCGAGGACGAUGGACAGGCGAACGGAGGUUUAGUGUCUAAAUUAUUGAAAACGAAGAAUGAACUUGGUAGAGAAAGCACUAUCCACUCUAAUGGAAGCAAACAGUCUCAUUUACUUGUUGUCAAUGAAGUGGCUAAGAAACGAGACCGCGAAGCAACUGAGCGAGAAAUGGAAAAGCUAUGCCAGAUCCUACAAAAUCUGACAAGGUCCGCCCUGCCUCUUGGCAAGUUGAUUGACUUAAUGCAGGAGGACUUUGAGAGCAUACAAACAGAGUAUCGUGAAUGGAAGGAGGAGGAAGAGAGGCGGCAGCAACAAAUCCGAAAAGCUCAGGGGCAGUCUGAUCCUCGUGUUGCACAGUUGCGAGAAGAAUUGGAGCAAUUGGAGAAGAAACAAUUAGAAUAUCGCAGGGCAAUCGCUUUAAUGAAGGCCAGCAUCUUGAAUAACGAUAAAACCAUUGAGCAAAUGUUGAUCCAGGCGACAGGAAAUUCGUAG